CCCCCCCCCCCGUUACCGGAAUUCAUGGGAAGAACCUAGAUUUAAAAUCCGCGCGCACUCUCACACAUACACACACACUCUCUCUCUCUCUCCCGCGCUCUCUAUUCCACUGGAUGGUCUAUACGAUAUUACUGCUCGGUUGAAGAAAAAGCGGGGUCAAGGUCUAUCACUGCGUUGUAUUCCUGGUAGAGGAGGGAGCUACCAUGCCUGCUUCUACAAGAUUGGAAGACGUAGAGGCCAAGUAUGACGUGGUGUUGAAUUAUCCAAAUCUAGAGCUACAUAGUGCUGCCGCAGCGGGCAAUGUCGGUUUGGUCCACUACGCCCUGACUCACGGUCAACCCGUCAACUCGGUGCUCCAUGGCGUCUUACCACUCCACGCAGCGUGCUCAGGUGGAAGCGUCAGCGUCGUCAGGAUGCUCAUCGAACGGGGAGCAGAUGUUAAUGCUCCGAGAUUACCUAGAAGGUAUUCGGACGGCAAGAGGAGCAAUGCGCCAAGUGUCGGCGCAGCUGGCUCCACACCACUUCAUUUCGCCGCUGCCAACGGUCACGCUCCUAUCGCUCAGAUUCUCCUCACUUGUGGGGCUAUCCCCGAUAAGCAAGAUAAGAAUGGCAUGACGCCUGAAACCCUCGCAGAAAUCAACCGACACACCGAUGUCAUUCGGGUCCUUCGUGUCUGGGAGCACUUGCAAGCUCAGGAAUCGCACGCCAGACUCUCGUCUUUAGGAGGAGAGGACUCCGUAGAACCGUUGGAAUCUGGAUCACCAAGUACAUCGGCCAGCCUAGCGAAUCUGAAUCGGAAUGACUCCUCUCUCGAGGUCAGAGAACGACUCAGUUCGUUUGGUUCACGCAAGGGCAAGGAACGAGCUUUCAGCUUCUCAAGCAACGCUUCUGAAGCUCCCAGUACCGCUGCUAUCAAAGUCAAGCAGUCUUUCGAGGCCUUGUUCCGAGGUCGACCUAGUCGUUCAGCUUCGGCUGCGUCUCAGCAGCAGCGACCAAAUUUAUCGGCCUCAUCUUCCUUGCAGCCUCUGGAAGGUUUACGAAUCAACACCAAAGGCGUCGAAAAUCAACCUGACCCAGAAGCAAACUCUCUCAACUCGCCAAAAGCAUUCUCCCCGCCGACCUCGCCAGUGGCAACGUAUGGUCCAGAUGGAUCAAUGUUAAAUCGCGAGCCAAGCGGCCUUUCUGGAUACUCUGGUCAAUCCACCACGACCUUGGGACUGGGGUCCAUAUUCCCUGAUCCCCCAGAACGAGACCCAUCGUCAUCAAAUCUUGCAUCUUCUCCUUCCAAAUCCUUGUUGGGACCCUCGCCUUCACGCUCGUCCCUCGGGCCACCUCCAUCCCGCAGCACAUCCACACUGUUCGGCUCUUCUCGUCGACCCUCCCUUCCGUCCAUCUUGGAGAAAGCUGCUCAUCCAGGUCAAGCCAUACGUCAAGCCUUCAAGAGGGAUCACCAUCAUCAUCCUCAGAAUGGAGACUCGGCGCAUGUGGGAGCGACCAGUCCUACAUCUCCCAACUCUGUCUUCUCAUCCGCAUCGCGAUCUCCUCCUUCUUCUGGCUACUUUCGAGGUCGACAUCGUUCAAACGAUUACAAUGUCUCGCCCGAAACUCAACGUGUCAGAAAAUAUGGUCACAAGUACAUGUCAAAACACGCCUUGCUCCACCUCUUCCGUCGUGGUCACUCACCCCCAUCGCGCAGUCCCAGUCCACCUCAACGUAGUGAAUCCAGAGCGAGACCAUUGUUGCCCGAGGAAGUUGACGAAGGUAUUGAGAAACUGCGGCGAGCUUCCCUGGACCUGAGUAUGCGAGAAGGCAAGAGCGUUCGAGGAGACGAUGACCAGAGCGUCUUUUCAGGCCUCGAUGUGACCUUGCCGAACUCUGCACCGGCUCACAAGUCGAGCUUUUUCAGCUCCGAACUGGAACUCCCUACGUUCUCGUCGUUGACAAUUGAUCCCGCCAUGAUCCCACUCCCUUCUUCGCCUUCGCCCUCCAUAUCCACACUUGCAUCAGACAUUUCAGAGAGCCGAUUGUCGCCCAUCAAUCUACCAGAAAGACGUCAUACCACCAGUCGAAAGGGUAGUGGAAUGGCAGCACCUAGUCCUUUGGCAAAUGAAUGGGCUCAAUCGUCUGAUUCAGAUUCACCGUCUGUCAACUUGCGCAGGUCCAAAUCAGAAGUCGUCAAGUCUGCUUCGCAAACAACCAUCACCUCACCAAGUGGUACUGGGACCAGCUCUUCACGACAGCCAUCGACUCCGUCCAGUCCUCUUCACUUAUCGAUGACGGCCGAAGGACCGACUCAUGUCCAAACUGCCACUUCCAAACCUCGUUCGGCGACUCUACCCAGUCGUUUGGCAAAUUUUGGCUCUCCAAACCAAUCCGUCCCGCGAUCCCAAAGCGGUGGUCGGAUCAUGGGGUGGGCCGAAGGUGUCGACCUGAGAAAGGUUGCGUCUGGUAUACUGAGACGGCGAAGCACAAGAUCUCGCAAGCGAUCUGAUCCAAAGUCACCGACCAAAUCGGACAAUGCCCCUGCUCGCGACAACAUUCUCAAGAUCCAUCGAGUGUCGGAGGAGAAGGAUGUGACUCUGGAGGGGGACCAGGCAGAGACAGAGACUAUCAAGCUGGCGGAGAGAUCUGGCGCAGUCGGGGAAGCAGAAGGCAAACAGAGUCAAGAUUCUGGUACCAGGACAGAAGGAGGCGCAGAUGCUGAUAUCGAGGAGGACGAGGAUGAUGAAUACCACGACGCGGAAGAUGCCUCAUUGUUCGAUUACGCUCACUAUAUUCGAUUCGCCGAACCUCUCGAUAUGGAUCUGACGAGCUCGACAUCGACUUCGGAUCGUCCAUCGACGCCUGUUGUCGUGGUCCAAUCGCCAGUGGACGAAUCGGGAUCAGCGACCGUGGAAGUCAUCCACACACCUGAUGAGGAUCUGGCGGACGAGGUUCGCCAAGGAUACCUUUCCGCUUCCUCUGUUCUGCCCUCUCAGGUGGCGGCGCGGCUGGACGGGCAUGAUAACUCUGAUACUGAUAUUGCCACAACGGACACUGAACGGGGAGACCGGGAUGCUCGUCGCGCCACCUCAGAGGAGACGGAGCGAGGCGACCGUACCAGACCAGCAGACAUCAUCGAGGAGGAGGGCCCAUCGGCCGACCAGAAUGUGCAGCCGCCUGCAUCAUCGAUGACCAAACUGCUGGAAGCUGACGAGGAUGCCAUGGAGCCCGAGGCGCACCUAGAAAACAUGCCUGUGCAGCUCAAAAAGCCCACCCCGCCUCGAUCCAGAUUUGUCGAGAUCAUAUCGCAGGAAGACAUCGCACCCGUACGCAGGCAAAGUUCAUAUCGAUCAUGGACUCGGUUUGGAAGGUAUCGAGGUGCAUCGCUGUCGACUGCUGGGGGCACAGAAUCCACCCGUAUCGUCACGCCCCCAUCCCUCCGAAUGUCACUUGCCAGUUCCGAGGAUCUCGGGUCGUCACCGCCUCUUCACAAACGGGUAGGAAGCAUCAAGAGCUCCUCGCCUCCUGCGCCCUCAACAUCCAGUUUGUACAACGUCGAAAGCCGAGCCAGGGGAAAGAGCGUCUCAUCAAGUUCGACUUCAAAUUCAGGCAUGGGGUAUUCUUACGGUCAAUCGACAGCUGGCACGUCCCUGACACCGCCUUCGACCUUGUCUCUAGGAGGACAAGGCGGAUUCCCGCCGGUACCGGAGCACGAUGUCGUUCACCCCCAACCUCGUCGACAAGCCUCCACUUCGGCAGAAGCUCGUGAAUUGAUCAAGCAGACUGAGAGUGAUAUUUUGCAGAUUGCUCAGUUGCCAGACUCGCUCGAUUCAUCGAGAUCUCUCGCGGCACAACUUGCGGCGUAUGGAGAGAGUCAUGCGAUGGAAGAGGUCUUUGCGGAAAGAGAGAAGAAGAAGUAUAUUGGGAGUGAAGAUGGUGGUUCCGACCGGGACAGCUUUUUCAGUGCACUCAGUGACGGUGUAUCGCGAGUGCCGUCUGAGUUUGGCUCGGAAGGACGGCAGCGACCUUCCUCAUUACACAGCUUUGGCAGAAGAAGCUACGGUUCCAGCUUGUUCCCCGCUGAUGCGCCCCAAUCUGCGUCAAUCAACCUCAUUUACGACAAGCGGGCAGCAGCGUACAAGGAACGAAUGGCUGCGCUCACCGCUGGCCCAGCGCAUACGUUCCCUUCGUCAGCGUCGACGCACUCUCGUCGCUCUCAACAUCAUCGACGACGGGUCCAUGCCAAUGCGGCCAGAGCAGGAUCACCCAUGUCUACAGACGCUUGGCUUGAUGCGGGAUCCCAGCGUCCCGGCGGGCCUGCAGAUGCCCCACAAGACAACGGAGAGGCUGUCGACGAAUCCUACGCUGAUCAAUACCCUGGCAUCUCGUCACCUUUGCCACUCAAUAACCCUUCAUCGCAAUCUCCUCUCGCUCGUUCCGUUCGAAAAUUGUCAUUCCCACUGGGUUCCUCCUCGACACAUCAUCAACCAUCUUCGAAGCCAUCUUCAGUACUUGCGCCGUCCAUCAUUCGAUCCACUCGAUCACUGUCUCCCGCAGCCUCGCGUUUAGGCUCUGCCUCAUUCUCCGGUCUGACCCCUUUGACGACUCUGAACCCUAGCCGAUACGCUGGCCUAGCAUCACCGAUGCAAUCGCUAGGCAGCGUUGGUGCUGCUGCGGCUGCUCGUACACCCUCCAUCACCUCGGGCUUUUCGAAUGGCGCAGGAGCAGGCGGAACCAUUGUACCCUCCACCACUGGUUCCUCGCCAUAUAUUUCCGUCUUUUCAAAUCGAUUCACUGGACCUCACGAUGGUGAUGAUUCGGAUGACGAAGAACAACAACCUCAACAAUACAUGAUGAUUGAAAAUGAUUGGAUGGGCGGACACGUCGUCGAUCCAGAAGGAGAAAAGAAGAGUCGAUGGGAUCAUUUGAGAAAUUUUGGAAAACCUAAAAAAUGAUGAAAGAAGCGUCCAUCGGCAACGAGGAUCAUCAACACAUCAUUGUCAACGCAUCAACAACAACAACAACACACGGUGGGAUCACGGUUUUUUGGUGAAGGUUAGAAGUCUGGUUGUAUUCGUUUCAUCUCCUCGAAAUCCCCCUCCAUUUUCAUUCAGAUCCCUCUCCUUUUUCACCGUCGUAUUCAAUCCUACAUGUCUCCCAAAGACAAAAACGCUGGAACACUCAUUAAUCCAGCUCAUAUCGCCAUCAUCCCAAUCAUCAUCAUCACAAUCUCUAGCAUUUCCACCCAAUCUUGUAGAAUCUUUCUUGCCGUCAUACAUUUUAUCGGGCUCAGGGGCGUGCGUUCUCACGUCAUAUCUUGGGCAUCUAUGCAGAACCGGGGGUCACAUUGUAUGCAUCUUGUGGGCAAAG
Molecule: messenger RNA, 5352 nt
Organism: Kockovaella imperatae
Lineage: Eukaryota; Fungi; Basidiomycota; Tremellomycetes; Tremellales; Cuniculitremaceae
Exons: 4
Coding region: 204-4937 (1577 amino acids)
Molecular function (GO): protein binding
Source: RefSeq, a predicted model, not a curated record